Messenger RNA from Penicillium psychrosexuale, 2658 nucleotides. RefSeq lists its product as uncharacterized. NCBI's taxonomy places the organism in Eukaryota, Fungi, Ascomycota, Eurotiomycetes, Eurotiales, Aspergillaceae. The record is from RefSeq and is a predicted model, not a curated record. The transcript is spliced from 2 exons. The coding region runs from base 1 to 2658 and encodes 885 amino acids.
AUGAAGGGCUUUAUCGGUGGAAUCCCUGUGGCAUUGCUGGCAGUUGCUGCCCAGGCCAAGUUUGCUGAACGUCACGAGCAUGACUUCCAUCCCAAGGCUGGUGGGACUGCUAUCGGUGGACCUUCAGGCAAUGAUGAUUUCCGCCCCCAGACUGGUGCUACCGCCAUCAAUGGACAUUCUGGCCAUGGUGACUUCCAUCCCCAGGCUGGCGGUACCGCGAUCGGUGGGCCUUCUGGGAAUGAUGGCGACGAUGGCUUUGUCAGCCCCUACUCUGCCAAUAUCAAGACCGAUACCAAGGUGAACCAGUGGAACAAGGAUGACCACUCCAUCAAGCUGAAGCACACCGACGUGUAUCCCCGCCCCCCCGUGGUCCCUGUGCCAUUUGGCCACCCGGGUGUCCCCAGCGGACCCCAGGUCCCUGGAAUGGGACCUUUCGACAAGGGAAAGCGUGGUGCUCCAGGUGGAACUGCAAUUGGCGGCCCCUCAGGCAAUGAUGAGGGACAGAGCUUUGAUAUGUCUGUGACUGGUGUCUUCAACACCGAGGUCGAGGAUGUGAACAAGGAUGAUCAUUCCAUCGAUAUCAAGAACAAGCAUGUCCACCCUGUUGCCGUUCUGCACCCUCCCCCUCAAUUCAAUGGACCUCCUCGUGGCGGCUACCGUGGUCCCGCUGGUCCGCCUCCCGCUGGCUUCAACACUCCUCCAGGGGCCUUCGGGAAGCGCUUCGGGCCUCCUCACGCAGGUGGCACCGCCAUUGGCGGCCCCUCUGGCAACGAUGGUGGACAGAGUUUCAGCGCUCCCACUUACAUUCAGACCGACACUAACGUCAAGGAGCACAACGAGGACGACCAUUCCAUCAAGCUGAAGCAUGAGGAUAUCUACCCACGUCCUCAUGGCCAUGGCUUCGUUCCCUUCCGUCGCUCCGAGAACCAUGGCCCUCCUGGUCACGGCGGGGCUCCACCUCCGGGUCACUUCGAGCCUCACUCCGAGCCCCACUACGAGCCUCACCCGGAACCUCACUUCGAGAAUCACCCUGAGCCACACUUCGAGAACCACCCGGAACCUCACUAUGCGCCUCAUUACAGCCCCAGCUAUGAGCCGCACUAUGAGCCCCACACCACAGUGGAGCAUGAGAUUACUUCGUUGAAAAACAACAACAACGGCCCCUCGGCUGGCAGUAUCGCUUUUGGUCGCCGCGGGUUCCCUGGCGGCCCGGGUGGUCCUGGCGGCCCUGAGUCUCACUUCGAGCCCCACUCCGAGCCUCACUACGCACCUCACCCCGAGCCUCACUUUGAGAACCACCCCGAGCCGCACACCGAGAACCACCCGGAGCCUCACUAUGCGCCCCAUUACAGCCCGACUUACGCGCCUCACUAUGAGCCCCAUACCACACUUGAGAACGAGAUCACUUCGUUGAAGAACAACAACAAUGGUCCUGCAGCCGGAAGCAUCGCCUUUGGUCGCCGCGGUUUCCCUGGUGGACCUGGCGGCCCUGGUGGCCCUGAGUCUCACUUCGAGCCUCACACCGAGUCACACUAUGAGCCUCACACCGAGUCACACUAUGAGCCUCACUCAGAGCCUCAUUACGCACCUCACCCCGAGCCUCACUUCGAGAACCACCCCGAGCCGCACAUUGAGAACCACCCCGAGCCGCACUACGAGCCUCACUACAGCCCCAGCUACGAGCCUCACUACGAGCCUCACACUACACUCGAUUAUGAGUUGACUUCCUUGAAGAACAACAAUAAUGGUCCUGCCGCUGGAAGCAUCGCUUUUGGUCGUCGCGCGUACGCCCCCACCCCGGAGACCAGCGUUGGCGGUGGUACCGCAAUCGGAGGGCCUUCUGGCAAUGACGGUGGUAGCGGUUUCUCCACUCCGACUAACAUUGAUGUUACCACCGGUGUGAACGAGCAUAACGAGGACAACCAUGCCAUCAAGGGUGACUUCACCCACGUCCACCCCGAUGCUCCCGCUGAGUACUCCCGUGAGGAUCAUGUUGAUGCUCCUGAGUGCGCUGCCGAGGUGCACGAGGUUGUCCACACCGUCACUAAGACCCAGUACAAGACUGCUGAGGCGACGCACAUGGCCUACCAGUCGGCGCCCGUUGUGGAUACCGAUACGUUCUCCGGCUACGCUCCCCAGGAGUCCUUCGCCCCCGUUCCCUACGCCGAAUAUCCCCAGCACUCUGCCGGAGCUGACCCCUACGCCUCUCCCGCUCCUGCUCCUUCCAACUAUGUUUCCGGCCACCCUUCCUACCCCGUGCCCGCGGGUGAGUCCGUGGUCCGAGCGCAUGCGCCUAUGGCCACCUCCGUUGCCGGUUCUAGCCCCGACUACGAAAACUACCCUCAGCACCCUGUAGGGGCUGACCCCUACGCCGCCUCGGCUUCUGCCCCCUACAACUAUGCUUCCCAGCGUCCCUCGUACUCGAAGAUCGCCGUGGAUGUUCCUAUGGCUACCCCCGCCUCCAACGCCGCACCGUCCAAUAGCAUGGGCAAGAUGAUCCCUACUGGUGUCUCCGCUGAGCAGAAGGCUUCUCCCUCGUCCUCCGCGUCGGCUUCUGUAUCUCAUGGAAUCAUGUUCCAGGGUAACGCUGCUCGCGUCUCCGGAGGCAUUGUCUCCGCUGCCGCUGCUGUCAUGGGUGUCCUUGCCUUCAUCCUAUAG